AUGAAGCAGUCACCCUCCAAGCCGUCUCCGAUAGCCAUUAUAGGCGGCGGGCCCUGUGGCCUAACACUCGCACGCCUCCUCGAGCGAGCAGGAAUCGACUACACCGUCUUCGAGCGCGACAAAACUCCAGACACGACGACCCGUUUCCAAGGUGGGACGCUAGACCUCACAGUGGAAGGCGGACAAGCAGCCCUCAAACUCGCUGGUCUAUCGGCCGACUUUGAGAAACUAGCUCGUCGGGAUGCGACGACAAUCCUUAUGCAGGACUCGCAGUGCCAGCAUCGCAUCUCGGCCGGCGAGGAUAAUGAUAGGCCUGAGAUCGAUCGCCUGCAGUUGCGGAAGCUUUUGCUAGAAUCUAUCCCUGAACAUCGGGUGAGAUGGAACAAGGCGCUUGGUAGCAUUGAGCGUGGGAAUAGCAAUGGUGAUGGUCCUGCGUCGGCGGCAGACUGGAUACUCCGAUUCAAUGAUGGGUCAAGUGAGAGCGGGUUUAGACUGAUUGUUGGUUCCGACGGGGCAUGGAGCAAGGUGCGGCAAUUGAUCACACAAGCAAAGCCCCAAUACUCCGGCAAGAUGUUCAUCGAGGGUCGCAUAUCACAGGACAACCCGCAGUACGAUGCCGCGGUCAAGAUGGUCGGCGCCGGGAACUCAAUCGCCAUGGGCGCAGGCCUUGCAUUGUGCAUUCAGCAGAUGUCUGAUCGCUCGUAUCGUGUGUACAUGGGCGUUGAUGCAGCUGAGAAGUUCACACAGCCUGGCGGCGAAGCCGAUGUGACCGACAUGCCCAAGGCCCGGGCAACGAUGAACAAGCUGUACAGCAACUGGUCUCCACAGCUUCGUGAUUUCGUGGCUGAAUCUGAGGGACCCUGGCGUCCUUGGCCUCUUUAUCGACUGGAUCAGGACCUCUUCUUGCCCGGUGCGUUGAGAGAGGAUGGGGAGAUGGGAGAGAAAUUCUGGACACGCACGCCGGGAGUCGUGGUGUUGGGUGAUGCGGCGCAUGUUACUACUCCAAAUGGGGAGGGCGUAAAUCAUGCGAUGAUGGAUGCCAUGGUGCUCUUCGAGCAUAUCACUGGCGAAUUGGCUGGGAAGAAUGAUGAGUAUGAUGUGCGUGAUGAUGCUGCUGCGUUGGAACGCGCCAUUGUUGCAUAUGAGGCCCACAUGCGUCCUCGGGCGCAUGAGAGUAUUCUGGAUAGUAUUAAUUUUGAGGAUGUGAUGUAUAAGGAAGAUGGUGUGCUGCGAGUGAUGAAGAUGUUUGGCCAAGAACAUGAUUAG
Molecule: messenger RNA, 1266 nt
Organism: Penicillium verhagenii
Lineage: Eukaryota; Fungi; Ascomycota; Eurotiomycetes; Eurotiales; Aspergillaceae
Product: FAD-dependent oxidoreductase
Exons: 2
Coding region: 1-1266 (421 amino acids)
Molecular function (GO): FAD binding
Source: RefSeq, a predicted model, not a curated record